CUCUUUUGUGCUAUUCGUGUUCUUAUGUAAGUGGGGGUUUAGGUUUUAGUAUUUUCUUGUUGACCAAACAAGAUGGGUGUAGUUUUCAAUUUGAUUUUCUUAUAUGUUAUGGGUUCAGUUUCACCUUCCUAUGGGUAUGAUCCAUUGGAUCCCAAGGGCAGCAUAACAGUGAAGUGGGAUCUGUUGCAGUCUACUGUUGGUACAGAUGAUGUAAGGGUGUCAAUAGUGAACAAUCAGCUAUACCGACACAUAGAAAAGCCAGGAUGGAGACUGAAUUGGGCAUGGAAAGGUAAAGAAGUGAUAUGGGGAAUGUGGGGAGCAGAGGCAACUGAACAAGGAGAUUGCUCAGCAUUCAAAGGAGGACAAGUCCCUCAUUGCUGCGAGAGAAAACCAGUCAUUGUUGAUCUUCUUCCUGGAGCUCCUUACAACAUUCAGACUUCUAAUUGCUGCAAGGCAGGUGUCUUGUCUUCAAUUACACAAGAUUCUUCCAAUUAUUUAGCCACUUUCAGUAUGAACAUUGGUGGAGCUGCUGUUAACUAUUCUGAUCUUCAAAUGCCUGAAAAUUUCACUCUUGGCCUACCCGGUUAUUCCUGUGCCCCAGCAGUUGAAGUUCAACCUACUCGAUUCACCACAGAUGGAGGCCGUAGAUGGACACAAGCUCUCAGGACAUGGAAUGUGACUUGUAUGUACUCUCAGUUUCUAUCUUCGCCGGCCCCAACAUGCUGCGUUUCACUAUCAACAUUUUAUAACAGCACAGUUGUUCCAUGCACCAAGUGCAGCUGCAAUUGCCAAGGACUACCUGGGUCCAAAUGCCUCGAAUAUGGGGAAAAUCCAAUCAUUUUACAAGAACAAGAAGAAUCUAAUACACUGGUGCAAUGCUCGCAGCAUAUGUGCCCAAUUCGGGUUCAUUGGCACGUAAAAGAAAGUUAUAGAGAGUAUUGGCGGGUUAAAAUAACAGUAACCAAUCUUAAUAUCAUCAGAAAUUAUUCACAAUGGAACCUGGUGGUGAUGCAUCCAAAUUUACAGAGUGUCACUCAAGUUUUCAGCUUCAACUACCAGCCACUUAACCAGUACUCUUAUAUCAAUGAUACAGGGAUGUUUUGGGGAAUUAAGUACUACAACGAGAUGCUGCUGCAAGCAGGGGAAAAUGGGAAUGUGCAAACAGAAAUUUUACUUGGCAAAGACCCAGAGAUUUUUACGUUCAGAGAGGGAUGGGUUUUCCCAAGAAGAAUUCUGUUCAAUGGUGAUGAGUGCGUGAUGCCUUCUCCAGAUAAUUACCCCACCUUACCAAACGCUAAAGCUUUGCAAAUUGAGACUCCAGGUCUCUGCUGUUACUACGAUGGUGGCUUGAUGAUGGUCGCUGUGGCUGCGUCUGUAAUUGCCGUUGCUGCUGCUGCUGCUGCUGAUACAAGGCUCUUAACCUUCCAAUCUCCCUCUCCAAUACCUCCUGCUCCACUGAACAUCACACUUACACAAUCAAAUACAGUUAUGAAAAUAGUGCCUUUCAACCAGGUCUACCAUGGGAAGAAGAAGAAUGAGACAUAA
Carica papaya (papaya) is the source of this 1545-nucleotide messenger RNA. It is a transcript of the gene COBL6, whose product is annotated as COBRA-like protein 6 precursor. The record is from RefSeq and is a predicted model, not a curated record. NCBI's taxonomy places the organism in Eukaryota, Viridiplantae, Streptophyta, Magnoliopsida, Brassicales, Caricaceae. Gene Ontology annotation, cellular component: plasma membrane. Gene Ontology annotation, biological process: cellulose microfibril organization; plant-type cell wall cellulose biosynthetic process.